This is a messenger RNA of Plasmodium berghei ANKA, 6129 nucleotides long. RefSeq names its product conserved Plasmodium protein, unknown function. The transcript is spliced from 3 exons. The coding region runs from base 1 to 6129 and encodes 2042 amino acids. The record is from RefSeq and is a predicted model, not a curated record. NCBI's taxonomy places the organism in Eukaryota, Apicomplexa, Aconoidasida, Haemosporida, Plasmodiidae.
AUGCUAAAAAUACAAAAAAAAGGAAUUGGUAAAAUAAUCCAUGUGCUUGAAAGCAAUGAAGAAAGCGAAGAUGUUUUGAUUACAAAUAUAAAUGAGAUAGAACAGAUAUUCCUUAAAUGUUUUAGAAAUGAAAAUAAGAAAAAUCGGAAAAUAAUUAACACGUACAUAAUUCCAUAUAUUAGUAUAUUAUUAGAACGUAUAAAUAAUGGUAGUGGGUAUAAUGAUAAUCAUAUAUUUAAAGAAAAAUUAAUGAAUAGAAUAUUAACAUUUUUUUUUUCCUUAAUAAGAAUAAAUAAAAACUAUUCCUAUUUAAUUAUAUCUUAUUUUGUAAACCUUAUUGAGGAAAAACAUUAUCUUGUGAAAAUAAUUGAGUAUUUAAAAAAAACUAUAAUAUAUUUGUUAAAAGGAUUAUUGUUUGUACGUGCAAGUUUAUAUAAUGACAUUAAUAAAACUAUUGAAAAUGUGGAUGGCGAUCCAGCAACUGUUGUCUUUGAUGAGAAACAACAUGAACUAGAUCAGAUAAAAGAAGGGUUUCAUAGUUAUGUUAUAUUAAAAUCCAAGAUUUUUAAUAUUUUGUUAAAUUACAAUUUUGAGAAAUAUAUUAAAGAAAAUCCAUAUAAAUAUGAUAUAAUUAAAAAUUUAAUGUUAAUAUUUACAAAAGAAAUAUUAUAUUUUUUUCAUAUAUUAAGAAAUAAAAAAAAUAUAUUUAAAGAAAUCUUAUCUCAAGAAAAAUAUGUACACCAUAUUAUUAACGAGAUGCUUGAUAUAACAUAUUUAAAUGAUGUUUCUAAUAAAGUUAACUUAAAAAAUUUUGAUGAAAUUAUAUUAAUAUGGUUAGAACAAAAUAUUCGUUUAUUUAACGAUUUGAUUUUAUUCUCUAUCAGUAAACACAAUAAUAAUAUUGGUUGUUUAGAAAAAAAAACUAACGCACAAAAUUCAACUUCUAUGUUUAGUUUUCCUAAUGUUAUGAACAAAUUAAAAAAUAAUAAUAAUAAAAAUAACAAACAAACUUGUAAAGUUAAAAAGGAAAAUAACGAAGCAUGUGAAGAUCAAGCUGAGUUGGAAAAUCAUAAUAAAGACACAAAAAAAAUGGAAUUUGUUAACAAAUUAAUAUAUUAUUUUGAGGAAAAAAAAAAUAGUGUUUCUGAAAAUGAAUUAAAUGGUGAUGAUAAUAUAAAAAAUAAGAAACAGCUUUUGAAAGAUGAAAAAAAAAAAAUAAAUAACGAUAUUGGAAGAAAUGCUACAUAUGAUUAUGUCAAUAAAAUCGAUGAGGAAAGUUGUGAAAAAUAUAUGAUGUAUGAAAAUAUUUAUUAUAAACCUCCAAACUGCAAUUUAGAUGGAAAAGAGGAAAUAGAAAACAAAGAAAAAAUUAAAUAUCUAAUAAAUGAAGAUUGCUUAAUUAGUAACAUAAAUGAAAUAACAACAGAUAAUAUUAUUUUCUUAACUCAUUUAAUGCGAAACAUUUUUUAUUUAAUUCGAAUAGACCCUUUUAUUCUAAAUUUUUUUAUUCAAAAUAUAUUUGCACUUAUUAAAAAAUUAAUGUUUUUAAAAGAUUCCAUCAAAAACAUAGACACAUAUGCCUCUUGUAAUAAUCCUAAUAAAGAAACUGGGAAAAAAGGAAACAAAAAGUCAAAAAAAAAUGAAGGAAAUAAUGAAAUAAAACAUUCAAAGGAAGAUUUAUUUGAUUGUCUACUAUAUUAUAUAAAAAACGAGUUAUACAUACUUAUAUGUAAAAUUGAUGUGAAUUUUCCUUUUUAUUAUUCAUAUAUUACUAUCCUAUUAAAUAUUAUGGGAAUAUAUGGAACAACAGAAGAAUUAAAAGAAAAAAAAAAAAAUUUACUUAAUAGUGUAUAUAUAAAUAAAGAGUUAGAUAAAGAAUUGUAUGGUGAAGAUGACGAAGAAGAAGAGGAUAAAGAAAAAAGAAAACUUCAAGAAAAUUUCCAUCUUAAUAAUCAAUACCUACAGAAUAAAAAUGUUUUAAAAAAAGAAGGUUAUGGAUAUAAAAAAUUAAGAAAUGAACAAGUUGAUAUAAUGUCCUAUUUAAAAGUAAAAAUGAAUGAAAAUGAUUCUAAAAAUCGAAAUUUUAAAAAAGAAGAAAAGGAAAAUAUAUUUAUAAAUCAAGUUAUUAAAAAAUUAUAUCUUACAAAUUUUAAUUUAAAUAAAAAAUAUUAUGAACAAUUAAAAUGCUUCAAAAAAAUUAAUUUAGUGGAUAUUGUUAAAAAUAGUAAAAUAAAUUCAAUGAAUUGUGAAACAGAAUUAAGCCAAGAAUAUUAUUAUUCUAAUAACCAUUCGAAUUUUUUAAAAAAUAUAAAAAAUGAAGAAGACACAACAAGUAGAUUAAGAAAAACAAAAAACUCUACGUCACAUAUCUGUAAUGAUAAUAAAAAUUCCAAAGUUAAUAUUACAACCCAAUUAAAUAAAUAUGAUGAAAAAAAAAUGGAUAGUGAAGAAAUGAAGGAAGGAAAUAAUAAGAGAGGAUAUUUAAAUAAUAUGCAAAGCAUGGAAAAAAAUUUUGUUGAUUUAUUUUACAAAGAUAUGUAUACCCAAUUUUUAAAUAGUAAUUUAAAAUAUUAUGGAAAUAUAAAGAAUAAUGAUACUAUACUUGGAUCUAUAGAAUUGUAUUAUUUUUUAUUAUUUUCACAAAUUAUAAAUAAUAAUCUUGAAAAUAACGUUCAAGUUUUAGGAGAAAAUAUAUUUAUUAAAAAAAUUAAUAAUUUAAAAAUAAUAAAUAAUAUAGUAAAAAGAAUAAUAUUAAAUAAUAUGAUGAGGGAAAAUUUAAAAUUUUUUUUUCUUACCUUAUACAUUAUAAAAGUUAAUUCGACGGUAGUUUUUACUGGUACAAAUAAAAGCACAUUUUUGAACUACUCAUUGAUAUUUAAAAUGCUUAAUAAUAUUCUAUUUUAUUCAUAUAUACAAGAAAAAAGUAAAAUGGAUAAAAAUAAAGAUCCGAAUAUCGAAUGUACUACAGAAACUAAAAAAGAUCUUAAUGUGGAUUGUAAGACAAAUUUUAAAAAAACAAAACCAGAUUACACAUUAGGAUACGCAUUGUUUUGUUAUAACUAUUUAAACCAAAUAAAAAAUAAACUAAAAAAUAAUGAAUAUGCUUAUCGAUCUGAAUUACAAAAAAAAAAUUAUAAAUUUAAAUGCUUAUAUGGGGAAAUAUUUAAUAUUAUUAUUUAUUUUUUACAUAAUGAUAAUUUAUUAACAAAUAAUAGAGAUCAGUAUAUAAAAACAUUUAUUGAAAAAAUAUUAGAAACACCAAAAUUACCUUUCACUUUUUUUAUAUAUCUUAUUAUGUGGUUAAAUAAUAUACACACACAUAUAGAUUACAAAGGAUAUAUUAAUAAUACUAGUUGCGAUAAUCUUAUACGUGGAAAAAAUGAAAGUGAUAAAAAUAUUAUGAACAAAAUUAAAUUUUCAAAAAAUUUAACUGAUAAAAAUAUUGAAGAAAGCAAAAUGGAAACAAGCAUGAAUGAAAAACAACCACCAAAUUAUAUUAAUGAAUUUUCUACAUAUGAAAAUGCUGAAAUAAAUCAUAAUGAAAAAAAUAAAUUAAUAAAAGAUAACGAUGAUAAUAAUGAAGAAAUAAAUGUACUUAGCUGCGAUCAAUACUCAGAAGGUGUGUGCUCAUAUUUUGAUGUAGAAACUGAUAAGAUAGAAAUGGAGACUUUAUCAAAUGAUGAAUCCAUAGAAGUAGAUGUAAAUAUAAAAGAGAAAACAGAAAAUAUAGAAGGUUCUUUGGCUAGCGAUCAAGAAGAAAGAGAUAUUGGUAUAUCAUCCUAUAUAAAGAGGAAUGAAGAGAGGUUAAGUAAAUUUUCUUGUGAAGAAGAGGAAAUAAAAUCAAAACGAUUUAAUAUAAAUUAUUAUAUUCGAUAUAGUUAUAGAUCUGAAAAUUCAUCAAACUAUUAUAUUUUUAGUUUUUCACUAAUUUCAAAUUUAUUAAAGAAAAAUAGUAAUAUAAAAUCGAAAAAGACAGUAUUAGCUAUAUAUAUUAAUACAUUAUAUAAUUCAAAUAAUGAAAUAAAAACAUUGUUGAAAAAAUUAAUAACGGCAUCAAAAGGGAUAUAUAACAACACAUUAAAUUUUUAUGUAUAUACAAAAAGGAUAUAUAAUUUUUAUCAUAAACUUUUUAUUUUAUUUUUAUUAUAUAUAUGUAAUAUAUAUAUACCCCAUUUAAAAAAUGAUAUUCUCUUUUUUUCCCAUUUUGCAUUUUAUUUAUGGCCUAUAGAAUUAAUUAAUUUUAUUCAUAAUUUUUUAAUAGAAAAUUUUUCAUUUUUCUAUAAUGAUUUAUUAGCUAUAUUUUCAAAUUAUAAAAAUAUACAAAUAUAUGAACAAAAUAUGAGAUCCUUAAAAAAUUUUCAACACAUUCAACAAAAAUUAAAUGAAUACACAAAUAAUAUUGAUAACCCAGACAUUUUUCAAACAUUGGAAGCGUUUCUAAAAGAGACUGAUUUUUUCAAUACUAAAAAAGAAGAGACAGAAGAAAAAAAAAAUGAACAGGAAAAUAAAAUAAAAGAUGAAAAAAUUAUUAACAAUAUAGAAGAAGAAAAGGAAUGCUUACAAAAAAAUGAAAUAUCACAAAAGAUACUAAUAGAAGAAAUAUUUAUUUUUUUAUUUUUAAAAACAUUAAAUUUAAUAGAAGAUAAUAAACUAUUUGAAAAAAUUAAAAAAUCAAAUAUAUUUAUUAACCUUGUUAGUAUUGAUUAUGUAAACUCCUUAUGCAAUUUUGUUAUAUCUAAUAUUGAACAACUUUAUGAAAAAAAUAAAGAUGAAUUUUGGGCACAAUUUUCUUCACUUUUACAAGAGGUUUUACCAGAUGAUAUUAAAAUAAAAACUUCUAACAAUAAUACUGAUGAUAAGGGAAGUUAUUCAGAUUUGCGCGAAAUUAUCACUUUUGUAAUAAAUGCAAUUGAUAACUAUUUAAGUAUAUGUGUAAAAUCCUCUAUGUUUUUUCAUUUAUAUUUAUUUACAUAUAAUAAUUGUGUUAAAAAGGAAAUCAGGGAUAUUUUACUAAACAAAUUUAUUAAGGCAUUAUCUUCUCUUAAAUCAUUAUAUCAUGAAGAAAUUUUCAGAAUUUUAAAAUAUAAUAAUAAAAUAAACUAUGACGAAUCUGAAAAUGGAGAUACCAAAAAUAGUGAUAUUAAACCAGGAGAAGAAAAUGCUAAAAUAAAUAAAGAUAAUAUAGUAGAGGAUGAAGAAAAAUCAGAAACUGCAUCCGUAACAAAUGAAAAAGGCACUGAUGAUAAUUCACAUAUAAAUAUGCCUUUUCAUAUUAAUAUAGAAAUAAUUAAAUAUAUUAGUAAAAGGAUGUAUGAACAUCCCUCUCAUCCUACAGAAGAAGCUCAUAUAGAUUUUUUAAACUUUUGUUAUAAUUUGUACUUAGAAAAUAAUAAUAUACUUUUUAUUGUUGAAUUAAUUGGAUUUUUAAAAAAAGAUCAAACUUUGUAUAUAUUUAAUGAAAUAAUUAAAAAUGAAAUGGAUGAAAAUAAAAAAAUUGAAAUUUUAAGAGCCUGUAUUGAUAAUAUUAUUAAAUUGCCUUAUUCAUAUAUUAUGGAAAAAAAAAAUGAAAAUGAAUCUUAUUAUAUAACUAAUAUUGAAAUUUUUUAUUUUUAUUAUAAUUUAAAUAAAAAUAAAAACAUUCAAAGAAUCAUGUUGGACUAUUUUGUAACAAAAGUUAAUUUAAAUCAAUUAGACGAUCAAGAAAACAAUAAAAUGGCAAAUGAUAUCACAAUAAAAGAUAUAGCUAAUAUUAUUCAACAACUAGCAGAAAAUACGGAUUCUAUAUUCCCUAUAUAUGGAAGAUUUUUAUGUCAAGUAACAAAGAAUAUAAACAUAUUAAGAGAAUUUGUUAGUAGUAUUAUAAUCCCAUUAUUAAUACAAAAAAAAAUAUGGACAAAUAAAUUCAUAUGGAAAGGAUGCUUAAUGUGUAUAUCUAUGUUAUGGCCAGAUUUCAAGCAUUCUCUAUUUUACAUUUUUUUUAUGUUACCAGAAGCCGAAUGCACUGUGCUGUUUAAUUUGUUAAAGCCCAAAUAUCCCAUAGCAACUGAUUUAGUUGAUUUAAUAUCCACAAAUGAACAAGCAAAAAGGAUGUGCCCAUAUUAUUUGAAGAAUUUGCUAAACAAUGGAUAA